This is a messenger RNA of Struthio camelus australis, 3085 nucleotides long. The record is from RefSeq and is a predicted model, not a curated record. NCBI's taxonomy places the organism in Eukaryota, Metazoa, Chordata, Aves, Struthioniformes, Struthionidae.
AUGUAUCGUGAGCCUAAGUAAUGCUUGUCGUCUUCACUGGAAUUUGUUCUUUCCGCAGCCAGUGUUUUACGUAUUAUCCCAAAGCCAAAUCAAGAAAACUGCACGUGAUACGCAAAUAAUAUAAACUGAGAUUGAUCAUGAAGACCUUUUGCGGAAGAGCUAAUCCAACCACAGGCGCAAUGGAGUGGUUGGAGGAGGACGAGGACUAUGACUACCAUCAGGAAAUUGCAAGGUCACGCUAUGCGGAUAUGCUUCAUGAUAAAGACAGAAACGUGAAAUAUUACCAAGGUAUCCGUGCUGCAGUGAGCAGAGUAAAAGAAAGAGGUGAGAAAGCAAUUGUUUUAGACAUAGGGACCGGCACAGGACUCCUGUCUAUGAUGGCAGCUUCAGCAGGUGCAGAUUUCUGUUAUGCUAUUGAGGUUUUCAAGCCCAUGGCUAAUGCUGCUGUGAAGAUAGUGGAGAAAAAUGGUUUUAGUGACAAGAUCAAGGUAAUCAACAAGCACUCCACUGAAGUUACAGUUGGGCCAGACGGAGACAUGCAAUGUCGUGCAAACAUCCUGGUAACAGAAUUAUUUGAUACAGAGCUGAUAGGAGAAGGGGCUUUACCAACCUAUGAGCAUGCACACGAGCAUCUUGUACAGGAAGGAUGUGAGGCAGUGCCUCAUAGGGCAACAGUGUAUGUCCAGUUAGCGGAAUCCAAAAGAAUGUGGUCCUGGAACAAGCUGUUUCCUGUUCGUGUUGAAGCAGAAGAUGGUGAAAAAGUGAUUGUCUCCCCUUCAGAAAUGGAGAACUGUCCAGGUGUUCCUUCUGUUUGUGAUAUCCAACUGAAUCAGAUGCCUUCAAGUGACUUCACUAUCCUUAGUGAUGUGGUGGUAAUGUUCAGCGUGGAUUUCAGUAAGCCAGUAAGGAGUGCUUCUGCCUACUACAGAGUGCAGCUGGAGCCUGUCAAAUCUGGCAAGGCACAGAUCGUACUUUCCUGGUGGGAUAUGGAUAUGGACCCCUCUGGGAAGAUAAAUUGUACAAUGGCUCCAUACUGGGUAAAACCUACUUCUGCUUUCCAGUGGAGAGAUCACUGGAUGCAAUGCGUGUAUUUCCUUCCAAAUGAGGAGCCAGUUUUCCAGGGUGAGAACGUGUACCUGACUGCCUAUCGUGAUGAGUAUUCCGUGUGGUAUAAGCUCCAGAAAGCCAGAGAAGAAGAGAAUAAAGCAGAUGUUCGUGUCGACAGUCCUGUUUGUAGAUGUCAGGCUCAUCUUCUUUGGAAUAGACCGCGCUUCGGUGAAUUAAAUGAUCAGAACCGAACACGCCAGUACAUCAACUCUUUGACGAAAGUUCUGAAAACAGAUAGCGUUUGUCUCUGCAUCAGCGAUGGCAGUCUGCUGCCUGUGCUGGCUCACUAUCUUGGGGCAAAGCAGGUGUUUACAUUAGAAAACUCUGCUGUGUCCUGUUCUGUCAUGGGAAAAUUCUUAAAAGCAAAUCAUCUUGAAGAUAAAAUUAAAAUAGUAGAAGCACGUCCUGAAUUGCUGACACCUUCUCAUUUGGAAGAUAGAAAAAUUUCAGUUCUUCUUGGAGAGCCAUUUUUUACUACAAGUCUGUUGCCAUGGCAUAACCUGUAUUUUUGGUAUGCCAGAACAGCUGUGAACAAGCAUCUUGCCAGCGAUGCCACUGUCCUACCUCAGUCUGCUUCUCUGCACGUGAUGAUUGUGGAGUUUCAGGACUUAUGGAGAAUCCGGAGUCCAUGCGGCAGCUGUGAAGGUUUUGAUGUCCGGACUAUGGAUGAUAUGAUUAAAAAUUCUCUGAAUUUUAGGGAAUCCAAGGAAGCAGAACCUCACCCUCUGUGGGAAUAUCCUUGCAAGUCACUCUCAGAUCCCCAAGAAGUUUUGAUAUUUGACUUUAGGAGGACUGUACCACAGCACUGUCUCAGCACAGAGGGUUCUGUAAAUCUUUUACGUUUUUUGUGUACAUUCUUAAUUAGUGGGAUCAUAUUUAACAACAUCCAAAGAUGUUACCUAAACUUGUGGAAGCUCCUUUGACACUAACUUCCUGUGCCUGUUUUCGGAUUCACCCUGUCUACCUUCAGAUAACUCACAGGCAGCUAUAGCAUUAAGGGUAGUUUUGUAGGUAAGAUGGCUGUAUUUUAAAAAUAGCAUUUUAUUAGAUUGCUUCCGUUAUUUAGAAUGUAAACAGAUUAACUUACAGUCUAGAGAAGACAAACCAAUGUCUGGAUGGUUUUAGUCUUUCAAUUUGCUCCCUGUUGCUGAGUUCUGGCAGAAACGGCUCCUAUUUAGCCUUGCAAAUUAUUCUGUUUAAUAGCUUUAAAGUGUACGCUAUCCUUCCCUUUAACUGCAGUUAGCUUUUGACAUUUGUCAUAUGUCUUCAGAGAUAUCUUUCACUACAGUCUUAACUACAGACUGUAGUUUAUUCCGUGCAAACUUGAAAUACUAUUAACAAUUAAAAAACAGGGAAAUUUGCCUUUAACUUCUUCUAUAGUUUACGUAAUCUGAACACUGCUAUAAUUAUGCUGUUCCCCUUUGUGAAACCAAAGUCAUGGCCCUUAAGCCCUGGGAGUGCUUGUGUGGUCCAGAUUGCUUGUUUGGAUAAAAUUUAUGGAAAUUUUCUUCCCCCCCCCGCCCCGCACUGUGAGGAUCAUGGGAGAACCCAGAACUAUCUGCAUGGGGUCUCUGUGCCUUGGAACCAGUUGUAUUUACAGGCAACGUGUUAGCAUGACCUCUGCUCCUUGUAACUUGAUGAAGUAAGAUGGGUUACGUGGUAAACAUCUUCUCCCAAAUCCAGAAACAGUGGAAGCUGGGAUAUCUGAAGGAAAUACUCCCCAAAUAUGCUAUAUAAUUUCUUCCAUGUUAUCUUGAGUGCCUGUUAAAUGACUACAGAUCCUAGCAGACUUCGUUGUGACAUCUGCUCCUCCUGUCUUUUUCAGAUUUCAGAUUUGCAAACGCUUAAAAGCUUGCUAACCACUGGCAGAUUUAUUCAACUGCUAAACUUUUUCCAAAGAAACAAAUUACUUAUGCAUUCUUAAACCUCAUGGGGAGUGGGUGCAGUGUUUAAGCUAUCAGUAUUACCUAGAGUUAAC